Ceraceosorus guamensis is the source of this 162-nucleotide messenger RNA. RefSeq lists its product as hypothetical. NCBI's taxonomy places the organism in Eukaryota, Fungi, Basidiomycota, Exobasidiomycetes, Ceraceosorales, Ceraceosoraceae. The record is from RefSeq and is a predicted model, not a curated record. The transcript has a single exon. The annotation marks the transcript as partial.
AAGUGCAACAAGCACUUUGACCGUGCCUACAACUUGAAGACUCACCGCACCACGCACAUCGCGGCUGAUGAGCGCGAGAAGCCCUUUGACUGUCCUUAUGGUCCGUGUGAGCGUACUUUUGCUCGCAAACACGACACCAUGCGCCACUACCAGAGCGUCCAC